AUGGAACCACGGCGAGACUCGGAUUUCGAUCAUAUCUUCCUCCAUCCGACUGCAAACAACCGCUAUCGUGGAGGAGACUCAAUUGCUCUGUCGUCGCGGAAUAAUGCAGCAUAUCGCCGGCUAUCCUCUGAAGAGCCAUAUCUCCACCCGUCUGAGGCAUACGGCUCGCCAAAUCCCACCACUCCUCCAACUUAUCGAGAUGAAUCCAUCAGAGGGUUUGGACUAGGGAUUGGCCAGCCCGGGAACAGGCCUGUGGGUGGAAUGGGAGAAGAGGCAGACUUGGGCUACCAUCCAGCACAUCACGCAAGGAAUUUCAGCCAGUCUUCGCUGCUGAGAGAAGGCGCAAAUACUUCUCCAGACUUCUCUACAGCAUACAAUCGCCCAUCGCCUUCUAUAAAUUCAUCCUUUCAGUCUGAUGGGUCUGAUCCUAAUACAGUUCGUAUACUUGAGCCAGGAAAUGGACGGGAAUAUGACCGUCCUAGGCGUGUGAAGUGUCCAACACGGAGACAUGUUGUUCAGCGGCGAACGGCAUGGCUAUCAAUCACUAUAUUAGCGCUGGCGUUCUAUUCAACAGCAUUUUCUGCGAUAUACUUUGUCGUUGCUUGCAUGAAACCGCAUUAUGGGAACAAGAUCGGAGGCAAGGGGGGCCUUGCGCCGUCAACAGCGACUUUGUUAAGCGCCUUGUUUGCAAAGACAAUUGAGUUAUCAUUUGUCACCGUUUUCGUUGCUUUCCUAGGUCAGGUGCUCAGCCGAAAAGCCUUAGGCAAAAAUGCAGGAGGAAUUACAAUUGCCGAUAUGUCGAUGCGCACAUGGGUCAUGCAGCCGGGAACCCUAAUCACCCACUGGGAAAACGUCAAACAUUCGGCUCUUACCUUACUGGGGAUUAUUGCAAUGACAACGACCUUUGUUGCUAUGUUUUAUACCACUGCCGCCGAGGCAUUAGUCUCACCAAGACUCACGGCUGGCAUCCCUGAGACAAGGGAGCUUACGGGAGAGGUCAAAACUAAGUUUGCUAACGCCUCAUACUUAUUCAGUAAUUGUCAAAGCCCUGUGCCACUGGCUGUUGACCCAGAAAAUCGAGGCUCAACAUGCAUGCAGAUUGCGUUUUCCGGGAGAACGUUUCAUAACUACGAGCAGUAUCUGGGGAAUUGGACUGAAUUUAGUGCUACUCAAGGCUCAACCGACAUGCUUCUUCGUCCUCCACCAAGUGGUACCUGGUACGACAACACAACCGUGAAAGGAAGCUGGAUCGAGCCUUACAAUAUGACCGACUUGUCUAUCAAAUGGGGUCGGAUGGUUGUCAACGUCACAGCAGCAAUGCCGCACGCUGGCGUAUUUUCAGCAGCCAGGCAGCCCCAGAACAACAUCCGCUUACCAGAGGAUCUUGGAGACCAAGGAGGUUUUAACAUCAAAGCCGCUGUCCCAUCACCCAUUGUCAACGUGGUUUGCGCCGGCAUGACAGAGGAAGAGCUAGCUCCCAUUAUCUAUACCAAAUGGCCCCAUCCCAACUUUGAAUUUAAUGCUUCUACCUGGCUUAUGAACCAAACAUCGGACAUGCCCAAUUACCCGGAUUGGUUGAACGCUACGGUGGUCGAUGACAUUUUUGAAUUUGGCGAGAAGUUUGGUGACAGGGGCCAAAGACCACCUAUAUUCCCCAAGAUACCAGUAGAAUAUAAUACGAUUAUUAACGUGACAGGGAGGUUUGAAACGCACUCAAUCUACCUCCUAGGAACAUCCCCUCCAUCGAUAUAUCCACCUCAUUAUUUGUGCCAGUUGAAGGGAGGGCUGACACCUCAAUGCCUAACAAAAUACGAAGCGGCUUCCAGCGGAGGCGUACUCUAUUCCCAAUGCGGUAGCGCUGCUGACUCAAUGACGUACCAAUCACUUGCCCCCGAUGCACCUCGAAUUGUGAUCGAUAAAGACUGGAAGAAUGUUGCCGAGGAAUGGGCCAGGUCAAUUGCCCUGAACACGGGCCUUUCUGACGGCUAUGGGAGCAAUGCCCGUCUGCUAUCGCAACUAAUACCCAACUCGGACAUCAAGACAAAUAUCUCAUCCUUGAAUCCGCAUCUGCCCUCUGUUGCCGAAGCCCUAGCGGAAAUGGCCAGCGCGCUUCUAUUACUUGGGACACAGGACGCUACCUUCGAUAUUAGUAAGAAAUUUGCUGAUGCGCGAAUGGCGGGCCAGAACGAGUCUGUUUAUGAACGGUUUCAUGCAACAAUAUGGGCGUCAGACUAUGCCUCGGGAGCGAAUUCCCCACCAUGGCAGAAUGUGUUUUAUGCUGUGCUAGCACUCGUCCUGGUUACAAACCUCAUUUGUUCAGUUUACUUGUACCUGGCCUUCAGAGGUGUGCAAUUGACAGAUUUCACUGAACCUCAAAACACCUUGGCCCUGGCCCUUAAUAGCCCACCUAGCAUCCAUGUCAGUGGAGCUUGUGGUGCUGGGCCAGAAGGCAAACAGCUUACCCAGCGAUGGAUGAUUUCUAUGGACGAAAAGGAAGAACACUAUUACAUGAUCAGUGCAGAAGAAGCAGAAGCAGAAGAAGCCAGGCUUCGGCAGAGAGGGCCCUAUAAUCAUGAUUCGAUCGAUGACGAUAAUAUUGCUCAUAUGAAACAUGCGGUCAGCCCGAAAGUAUCGGAGUAUCGGAGGAUUUCACGCGCAAGCAGCUCCAUUUCAUUACUAGCAUAA
This is a messenger RNA of Nannizzia gypsea CBS 118893, 2685 nucleotides long. RefSeq lists its product as hypothetical. The record is from RefSeq and is a predicted model, not a curated record. The transcript has 2 exons. NCBI's taxonomy places the organism in Eukaryota, Fungi, Ascomycota, Eurotiomycetes, Onygenales, Arthrodermataceae. The coding region runs from base 1 to 2685 and encodes 894 amino acids.